Blastocystis hominis is the source of this 780-nucleotide messenger RNA. RefSeq lists its product as hypothetical. Gene Ontology annotation, molecular function: ubiquitin conjugating enzyme activity. Gene Ontology annotation, cellular component: nucleus. Lineage: Eukaryota; Bigyra; Opalinata; Blastocystidae. The record is from RefSeq and is a predicted model, not a curated record. Gene Ontology annotation, biological process: protein polyubiquitination; DNA damage response. The transcript is spliced from 3 exons. Bases 1 to 780 code for a protein of 259 amino acids.
AUGCAGGUAGCAGGUGAGGAAAACCUUGUUUUUGUAGAAAUCACGGGUCCUGAGGAUUCUCCGUAUGAAAACGGUGUUUUCGAAUUGGAAUUGACACUUUCAAAUCGGUAUCCCUUUGAACCUCCCAAGCUACGCUUCAUCACUCCAAUUUACCACCCGAAUAUCGAUACUACUGGGAGAAUUUGCCUAGACCUGCUUAAAAUGCCUCCAGCCGGUAAUUGGCUGCCCUCCAUCAAUAUCUGUGUCCUCCUCACAUCCCUCCGUCUUCUCCUAUCGGCUCCAAACCCAUUGGAUCCAUUGAUGGUUGAUAUUGCUGAGGAGUACUUGAAGAAUAAUGAGUUGUUUGUGAGGAAAGCAAGAGAGCAAACAGAGAAAUAUGCGAUAAAGAAGAGUACCAAGCGACAGAAGGAGGAGGAGGAAAAGGAGGAAAAGGAGAAGGAGAAGGAGGCCAAAUUGGAAACCCCAAAACAAGAGAAGCGUGUAGAAGUGAGUGAUAAAAACAACAGCAGCAGCAGCAACAACAACAACAAGGAGGAAGAGAGAAAAGAUACAAACGAUAUACAUGACACAAAUUUUAAAGAAAACGAAGAGAUCGAUAGUUCGGAGAGUAGCGAAGCAAGUUGGAGUGAUUGCCAGUUUUUGUUCUAUGAAUCGUUUAUUCUCUUGCUGCUAUGGGAGCAAGAAAGAACGUCUAGAAGCCGAGAAGAAAACACAAGAUUCGGCGGACAUUGUCAGUUUUUGACAUUAUUACCAUUCUUAGGAGUUACAGGUGAUUCUUAA